GAUUCCCCAAGAAAGCACCGUAUUCAAUGCUUACUCAAGCGCCAUUAAACGAAGCGAAAAGUUAAACCCUCCUCUCUCUCUCUCUCUCUCUCUCUCUCUCUCUAUCUCUAUCUCUAUCUCUCUAUCUGAAACACACUUAUUUUAUUUAGUUCAUUCACCUCACUGUCCCUAUAAAACCCAAAACUCAACCUCACAACAACAGAACACUCUUUCUGGUUUCACCUCUGUUGAGUCUUUUCCUUUCAUGGACGCUCUGAACUUCCUCAAGUUCUGGAGACACGCCACCAUGACCACUACAUCCGAACCCCACCUGGUGGUCGAAACCGACACUGAAUCCGACGAAGAUGACUCCUUCUUCGACUUGGAGCUCACGCUACCCGAUUUCGACAACAAAGAAAACAACAAAAACGACGAAGACCCUAAACGAACCACCACGACAACAACCGAACUCAAAAGUCUUCCCUCCAAAGACGAACUGGGCAAAACAGAAAACGACGUUCCGUUCAAAACCACGUUACCUCUGUCUCCUACCGAACCUAUCUCUAAACGUAAGGUCCUCCCAAUCGAGCCUAUAUCCAAACCUCAAUCCCCCAUUGCGCUUCUCAGGUCUGCCCCAAGCUUCAGAAUCUUCAUGUUCCGAAAGCGAAGCAGAGCUCCUCCGCAGAAAACGGAGCACUCUGCGAACGAGGCUAAGGUAUUCGCGGUGAAGCUCAGCGUCGAAGAUUUCCGAUCCUCUCCCAAUCUCAGCAGGGAUAACAGCACGAGAAGCUUCGGGAGCAAGGUUCGGGGUUACAGCAACGAUGAGCCGAAACCGGAGCGGUUCUCGAAGGAGGCGUUGCGGAAGUAUCUAAAACUGAUUAAGCCUCUGUAUGUGAAAGUCUCCAAGAGAUAUAGUGAUAACAUGAGAUUCCCCGGCGAAGGUUUCGCGACGUCACCGUCUUCGUCGCCGUCGGUAGCCUCUGUUUCUUCGACGAUGGAGAAACAGGGGAAGGGGAUGAGGGUGGGUUCGAAACAUUUGGGGAAGAGUCGGUCUGCGUCGUCCGCGGUAGCCGGAGUUAGUUCCCCGGCGAGUAGGAGCGAUGACACGCUGCUGCUGCAGCAUGAUGGCAUUCAAAGCGCCAUUCUUCAUUGCAAGAGGUCCUUUAACUCGAGAGAAGGAUCAAUGUAUCCGGUGAGAAAGUCAUUGGACGGUGAACGUGGGGCAAAAGUGUAACUUUGCACAAGUGUUGGUGAAAAAGAAGAGAAAAUGUGUAAUUUUUGUAUUUUUAGUGUACUUUGUAAAGAAAGAAAAAGGAAUAGGUGUGAUGAUUAGGUAGUGUUGGAGACUCCCCUGGUGGUGAGUGUAAAUUAAUGGGAAGAAUCAAAGGGAUCUUAUACUAUAUCUCUGUCUGUCUGUGCUCUUAGCACUCUGCUUGAGGUUUAUUUCAUUUUGAUUCGAUGCCAUCAAAUGAUUCAAGCAAACUUCAUUUUCUGAUUA
Vigna radiata var. radiata (mung bean) is the source of this 1477-nucleotide messenger RNA. Its product is annotated as probable membrane-associated kinase regulator 5. The transcript is spliced from 2 exons. NCBI's taxonomy places the organism in Eukaryota, Viridiplantae, Streptophyta, Magnoliopsida, Fabales, Fabaceae. Bases 245 to 1213 code for a protein of 322 amino acids. Gene Ontology annotation, cellular component: plasma membrane. The record is from RefSeq and is a predicted model, not a curated record.